AACAGAGACUUCUUGAGAAAAAAGAAGGAACGGAAAUGAUAACUUAUCGGCAAUAUAAAAAACAGUUAUGGAUAGCUAAAUGACAUGCGUUUUGAACCAGUCGAAUAUACUACACAGGAAUCCCAUGAAACGAAUUCCAUGGAGAGUUGAGUAGCCGCGUGGUUAAUAUGACUAUGAUUACCGAUUUCUAGCAAAUGUAUCCAGGAGAUAAGAUAUUAAUGUUUUGCGUUCCUUAUCCUAUACGACUCAUGUUGUUUUAGGUCUUUGCCUUUGCCCCCUUUGCCCUUUCCUCCGGGAGCACCGGGUGCCCUGUGUAUUCUCCCAGUCUUUGAGCCCGUUGUUGUCAUUUGAUUCAAUUCAUUUGAUACUCCAAUUAUGUUGUCGUCCGCGAGUCGAUAUACCUCCAAGCAAGCAUGAAACACAGUACAAUGUAGAAGCAGUAAAUCUUUCUGCUAUUUGCUUUAUAUCCAAAGAGGAUUGGUAAAUUUGUUAGAUCAGCAUGGCGACCGAGUGUCCGUCCGUUCUCCUCUUGCGCUCAUCUUCUGAUGACCCUAAACAGGACAGGUACCACAUGGAACUGAGAAGCCAUGGUUUCCAGUGCACUUCAAUCCCAGUGCUCUCUUUUGAAUUUGAAAAUCUUGACAAAUUGGAGAAAAUGCUGUCAGAGCCCACAGAAUAUGGAGGCAUCAUCCUUACAAGUGCUAGAGGGGUUGAAGCCAUGGAGAAGUGCAUUGAAGAAAAGAUAUCCCUGUCUGUUUGGCAGGAAUCAUUCCAAUUUCUAUGGCAGAGGCUGCCUGUGUUUGUUGUGGGUCCAGCAACUUCUCAAGCAGCGAAGAAGAAGCUAGGCCUUGAGAGUGUUGGUCAUCAGGCAGGAAGUGCAGAAAUGCUAGCCCCCAUGAUACUAGAAGGUGCGCAUCCCCAGACCAAGCCUUUUCUCUUUCCAUGUGGUAACCUCAGAAAAGAAACCAUUCCUACAGAAAUGCAAAACGCAGGUGUCCCGUUGAAAGGCUUACAAGUCUAUAAGACAUGCAAGCACACAGAACUUGCUCAGAACCUCACAUCUCACGUAGAGGAAAAGGGUGUGCCAUCAGUCAUAGUAUUUUUCAGCCCAUCUGGUGUCCAAUUUGUGCUAUCAUUGCUGACAGAAAUAUUUGGAGACUUUUCUGCUUUGAAGCUUGUUGCGAUUGGAGCGACUACGUCAGCAGCUAUGAUAAAGCACGGUCUUUCUGUGGCAGCAGUUGCCAAGCAACCAUCUCCCAAGUCUUUGGCAGAGUGCAUUAGUCAGUGCUUUUAGCCUCCUUCCAUCCCCCUCUAUUAUCAUGGUCUGUCUGUAGACUGAUAAUUAAAAGGAAACAAUGAUGUAGUGCGAAGCAGGUUAACAGAAUAAGAUGCAUCAUUUUAGUGUGCAGUAUUUAGAAAUAUAAUUGGUGAAUACAUUAUUUAGUGGGAUAGGUAUAAGAUUAUUGUUUCAUGUAGGGUUGACCUCGAAUUAACCAACUUAUUACAUAUAUUAUCAUUAAGGGAAAGUAAAAUGAAGUGAAAUAUGUAGCAACGCAAAUAAAUCUUUACUCGCUUGUA
Molecule: messenger RNA, 1578 nt
Organism: Nematostella vectensis (starlet sea anemone)
Lineage: Eukaryota; Metazoa; Cnidaria; Anthozoa; Actiniaria; Edwardsiidae
Product: uroporphyrinogen-III synthase
Exons: 9
Coding region: 500-1294 (264 amino acids)
Biological process (GO): uroporphyrinogen III biosynthetic process
Molecular function (GO): uroporphyrinogen-III synthase activity
Source: RefSeq, a predicted model, not a curated record